AAUUUUGUUUGCUGCAAAAUCAAACAUAUACUUUAUCAUAUUUUGAUCCGAAAAAUAUUCAUAAAUCAUAAUAUCCCAAAAUAAAUUCAUCCCCUCUCCUCUUUCUUAGGUGUCUGUGAAUUUGUUGCAGAAGAACAAAAUGGGGAUCCGAUUCGUGUUAAUGGUGAACAAACAAGGUCAAACUCGUCUUGCUCAGUACUACGAGUAUCUCACUGUUGAAGAAAGACGAACCCUUGAAGGCGAAAUCGUUCGCAAAUGCCUCGCCCGUAACGAACACCAGUGUUCAUUUGUUGAGCAUCGCAAUUACAAAAUUGUAUAUAGGCGCUAUGCAUCUUUGUUUUUCCUGGUUGGAGUUGACGAUGGCGAGAAUGAGCUUGCUAUUUUGGAAUUUAUCCAUCUCUUAGUUGAAACCAUGGAUCGACAUUUUGGCAACGUGUGUGAACUAGAUAUCAUGUUUCAUUUAGAAAAGGUACAUUUUAUGUUGGAGGAAAUGGUGAUGAAUGGUUGUAUUGUGGAGACUAGCAAAGCAAAUAUUCUGACUCCCAUUCAGCUGAUGGAUAAAUCAUCUUAAGUGAGACAAAACAAGAGUUCAUGUAUUUCUAUGUUAUUAUUACUAUUAGCUGUCAAUGUUGCUACUGUAUGUGUACAAUCAAGUGAAUAUAAACUACAUCAGUUAAUCUCAGUUUUCUCUAUGAAUAAAAUACUAAAGUUUGUAUUUCA
Vicia villosa (hairy vetch) is the source of this 720-nucleotide messenger RNA. RefSeq names its product AP-4 complex subunit sigma. Bases 140 to 571 code for a protein of 143 amino acids. The record is from RefSeq and is a predicted model, not a curated record. Lineage: Eukaryota; Viridiplantae; Streptophyta; Magnoliopsida; Fabales; Fabaceae. Gene Ontology annotation, biological process: protein transport; vesicle-mediated transport. Gene Ontology annotation, cellular component: intracellular membrane-bounded organelle. The transcript is spliced from 4 exons.